This is a messenger RNA of Sebastes umbrosus (honeycomb rockfish), 5753 nucleotides long. It is a transcript of the gene abl1, whose product is annotated as c-abl oncogene 1, non-receptor tyrosine kinase. Gene Ontology annotation, biological process: regulation of apoptotic process; protein phosphorylation. Gene Ontology annotation, molecular function: ATP binding; non-membrane spanning protein tyrosine kinase activity; protein binding. The coding region runs from base 663 to 3998 and encodes 1111 amino acids. The transcript is spliced from 11 exons. The record is from RefSeq and is a predicted model, not a curated record. NCBI's taxonomy places the organism in Eukaryota, Metazoa, Chordata, Actinopteri, Perciformes, Sebastidae.
AAUUUUGGGUGCUGUUGUUUGUGUUCUUAUUGUGUGUGUGUGUGUGUGUGGUAGCGGUCUCUCCCUCUCAUUGUGUGUUUGCUGCUGGAGGUGGGAGGGCUCAGCUGAUGUCAUUGAGUGCAGCAGGCUGAGCCUGAAAGAGGCCCUUUGUUGGCAGCUGUAGCACGAGUAGUCCCUGUGCCUCAGAUACACACUCACACAGGGGACAGCAGAGAGGAAUGGCACCGCUCAGACUGCCCUACUGCCCACUCAACUGACACAUCUGCAGGUCGAGCAAGCUUUUGGACCAAACCCGCGCUUUUGGAUAGUUGUUUUAUCUUUACAGAAGUGGAGCUGACCAAAACCCAAAAGCAAAAGAGGGAGAAAAAAAACAUGGAGACGCUCAGAAGAGAAAGUUGACUUUGCCGGACAGCGGACUCUGCUUUUUCUGUUUCGGAAAGGAGUGAGGAGAAAAAGGAUUUUCAGCAGCUGAAAAGGACUGAGGAAAAGAAAGCCGAUAUAUUUCAACACCUAUUUCGGCUUUGUGCUGUUUCUCUGUUUGUCAGUUUUUGUCUUGUGUUUGAACAUUUCUCCUGUUGGACACAUGUAGAGGGGGAAACGUUCGAGGGACGUCUGAUUUGAACAAGCAACAACAUUUUCAAGCGGGAAGGGAAAGAAAGCAAAUGAAAAUGUUGGAGAUAUGCCUGAAAUUGGUGGGGUGUAAAUCUAAGAAAGGCCUCUCGUCCUCCUCCAGCUGUUACUUGGAAGAAGCUCUCCAGAGACCAGACUUUGAGAGUCAGGGUCUGACCGAAGCGGCCCGCUGGAACUCCAAAGAGAACUUGUUGGCCGGACCAAGCGAGAAUGACCCCAACCUGUUUGUCGCACUCUAUGACUUUGUGGCCAGUGGUGACAACACACUCAGCAUUACUAAAGGAGAGAAGCUGCGUGUGCUGGGUUACAACCACAACGGCGAGUGGUGCGAGGCACAGACCAAGAAUGGCCAGGGCUGGGUGCCGUCCAACUACAUCACCCCGGUCAACAGCCUGGAGAAGCACAGCUGGUACCAUGGACCCGUGUCACGCAACGCUGCCGAGUACCUGCUCAGCUCGGGCAUCAACGGGAGCUUUCUGGUCCGCGAGAGCGAGAGCAGCCCCGGCCAGAGGUCCAUUUCUCUGCGGUACGAGGGGAGAGUCUACCAUUACAGGAUUAACACUGCGUCUGACGGCAAGAACCUCUUUCUCCUCCAGCUGUACGUCUCGUCGGAGAGCCGUUUCAACACACUGGCGGAGCUGGUGCACCACCACUCCACGGUGGCCGACGGCCUCAUCACCACGCUGCACUACCCGGCGCCGAAGCGCAACAAGCCCACCAUCUACGGGGUUUCUCCCAACUACGACAAGUGGGAGAUGGAGCGCACUGACAUCACUAUGAAGCACAAGCUGGGCGGGGGCCAGUACGGGGAGGUGUACGAGGGCGUCUGGAAGAAGUACAACCUCACUGUGGCUGUCAAGACACUAAAGGAGGAUACGAUGGAGGUGGAGGAGUUUCUCAAGGAGGCCGCUGUCAUGAAAGAGAUCAAACACCCCAACCUGGUACAACUGUUAGGUGUGUGCACACGGGAGCCACCGUUCUACAUUAUCACAGAGUUCAUGACCCAUGGGAACCUACUAGACUACCUGAGGGAGUGCAACAGAGAGGAGGUCAAUGCAGUGGUGCUGCUCCACAUGGCCACGCAGAUCUCCUCCGCUAUGGAGUACCUGGAGAAAAAAAACUUUAUACACAGGGACUUGGCUGCCCGUAACUGUCUGGUCGGGGAGAACCACCUGGUGAAGGUUGCAGACUUCGGCUUGAGCAGGCUAAUGACUGGAGACACCUACACAGCUCAUGCUGGGGCCAAGUUCCCCAUCAAGUGGACCGCUCCGGAGAGUCUGGCCUACAACAAGUUCUCCAUUAAGUCUGAUGUCUGGGCAUUUGGUGUGCUGCUGUGGGAGAUCGCCACCUACGGCAUGUCUCCCUACCCCGGAAUUGACCUGUCCCAAGUGUACGAGCUGCUGGAGAAAGACUACCGAAUGGACCGACCAGAGGGCUGCCCCGAGAAGGUCUACGAGCUCAUGAGGGACUGUUGGAGGUGGAACCCCUCAGAACGUCCAUCUUUUGCUGAAACACACCAAGCCUUUGAGACCAUGUUCCAGGAGUCCAGCAUCUCUGAUGAGGUGGAAAAGGAGCUGGGCAAGAAAGGGAAGAAGGCAACAUUAGGCCCCAUCCAGAAGGCUCCAGAGCUGCCCAUCAAAAGCAGAACUCUCCGCAAAAACAUGGACAACCGGGAUGGAGAUAGUCCAGACCCACUGGAGCCGGAGGUAGCUGUGUCGUCACCCAUGCUCCCCAGGAAAGAGCGCCCCCUCCUGGACAGUAACCUGAAUGAGGAUGACCGCUUGAUACCCAAAGACAAGGACAAGUCGCGUGGCUUCCUCAGUCUCAUAAAGAAAAAGAAAAAGAACGCACCAGCUCCGCCCAAACGCAGCUCCUCUUUCAGAGAGAUGGACAUCCACCCUGACAGGAGGGGCGCCACCCCAGAUCUCCGAGACAGCGACAGCUUCAACAACGGUGCUUCAUUGGCCAUUAACGACAUCACACACGGCCUCGAUUCUGCAAAGUUCCUGAGUAACAAUAACGGGGCAGGGGGCAUCACCAACGGGGCUCCUACGUACCCGGGUCCUUUGUUUCCCAGGAAGAAGGGAGCUCCGGCUGUGCCUGGCCCUGGAGGGAAAACAGCUACAACACCGCCCAGCGAGGAGGAAUCCAUGUCUAACUCAAAACGUUUUCUCUGGUCCUCUAGCAUGCCCAGCGGCUCAGAUGGCACCGAAUGGAAGUCUGUCACACUGCCGCGAGACCUCGGCCAGCGCCACUUUGACUCAGGCACCUUCGGGGGCAAGCCGGCUCUGCCACGCAAGAGAACCAGCGAGCAAAAAGGGGAGAACGCCCCUCGAAUGGGCACCCUGACUCCCCCGCCGCGUCUGAACACCUUAUCAGAUGUUUCCUCUGCCUUUUUAGGCAAAGACACUGAUCCCAGUCCUGGUUCCAGUCCCCAGGCGUUAACACCUAAGGUGGUCAGGAGACCGGGGUUGCCGGGACUGGAGAACUCCAAGACCAGCGCUCUCCACGCUGAGCUUCUCAAGCCCAACGUGUUCCCUGCUUUAGGGGCAGCUGGAGACGAGAGCAGGGCCCGCAGACACAGGCACACUGGGGACUCGUCAUCUGUCAGGGAAAGAGGAAAGUUACAGAAACCCAAGCCAGCCCCGCCUCCGCCGCCCACCAACGCCCGAACGGGCAAGACUUCCCGCAGCCCCACUCAAGAACUCCCCUCCCCCUCGUCCACCACCUCAGAUGUCAAAGCUAAGGGCCUCCCCUCUCUCUCAGAGCCCCACCAUACAACCACUGCCAGUGACCAAGCCCGCUCACCCCUCAGUGAGGGCUCCAAGAAGCUGCCCCUGGGCUCCACCUCCAAACCUCAACCGUUAAAGACCUCCGCCUCCUCCUCCUCAGUGACCACCUCCCUCUCCAGCCAGAGCCUCGGAGGCUUCUCCUCCUCCCUCACCUCCCCCGGCGACCUCAGCUCGCCCACCGCUUUCAUCCCCCUAGUGAACACCCGACGCUCCCUCCGUAAGAUUGCACCCCGCCAGGCCGCCGAGCGCACCCCCAACUCGGCGGUGACGCGCGAGAUGGUGCUGGAAGGCACCGAGCUGCUCUGCACGGCCAUUUGCCGCAACUCGGAGCAGACGGGUAGCCACAGCGCCGUGCUGGAGGCCGGAAAGAACCUGUCCAAGUACUGCGUGAGCUACGUCGACUCCAUACAGCAGAUGAGGAACAAGUUCGCCUUCCGCGAGGCCAUCAACAAGCUCGAGAACAGCCUGCGCGAGCUGCAAAUCUGCCCCACCGCCACAGGGGGCGCCAAUGCACAGCAGGACUUCAGCAAGCUGCUGUCCUCUGUCAAAGAGAUCAGUGACAUUGUUCAGAGGUAGCGCCAUAAAAUCUUAAAACUACCAAGAUAUUAAACUGAUAUGAACUGUAUCCCUUUUUUCUGAGCGUGCGCAUGAACUGCGCUCCAUGCCGAGCUCGUGACGGAGGGUAAAGCCUGCGGGAGAGCAGCAGCAGCAGCAGCAGCAGCAGAAGAGUGUCGGUUACACACUAUAGCACACUCUGAAACACUUAAGCCUGUGGUUAUCGUGGAUGGAAUCAAAGGAAUCUCUCUGUAGACGUCGUUAGACAGAGUUUGCAAUAUUGAAAAAAGCCUUAACCAUGAAUGAACGGCGUCUUCUGGCCUUCAUGAGAGGCGAGGGGCCAAUUCUUUUAUCAACAUGACUUUUCACCAAUCAUUUUUGAAAUGAUCAUGUCUUAUGUAUUCUAGUUUUCCCCUUUAUCGAUGACACUAGUAGAGAAGAGGCCUGUGAUAUUUGUUUCCAGCACUGUUAAAGUGUCGAUGACAAUGAGCAAAAACACUUAACCUCAUUCUUGUUCUAGGAUGCCUUCUAACACUUAAACGACUGAUCUCAUAGUUUCCAUUGUCACCUGUAAGAAUUAGGGAGCUUCUGGAACCACACGGCGUUUUUAUAACCUGAUGUCCAGCACACCCCAACAUUUUGCAUCGCUUAGUUUGUACCAUUUCAUCUGUGAUUGGUUGUGUGCAGAGUGAUGAAAAGGUGUCAGUGAUUGUUCUGUAUGAAUGCUUUUUUGCAGUAUUUGCAACCAUGUGCCAUAAAAUAAUAAUGGGAGCAAAGCAAAACGAGGCAGAAUGAGCUUCACCUUUUUUUGCUUCACUGCACACUUUGGUAACAAAUAGUGCCUUAAAACACUAUUGGCAGAGCUGUUUUUUAAAAGACUUGCCACUUAACAUGUGCAGAAAUGUGGUAAAAGAAUAGCUGUGUUGAUUUGUUUAUUGGAUUUAAAUGUGUGAUUGCCAUACCAAAAAAAAAUCUCCAGUCUGUACUGGAGAGGGACCAGGGUGCACGAUCUGCUUCUUAGUGGAUCUGACUGUUGUUUUAUGUCGUCCUUAGACUGGACCUUUUUCUUAUUUUUAUAAAAACUGAUUCAACUUUCUCUACAUGCCAGUCACAAAAGCCAUCAGUAGCAGCUCGGCCUUGCAGCAGCAGCAGCACACUGUUUGAUCUGACUGAAACGGUGUUUCUCCGACCACGGAUCUCUUUGCCUGAGAGAAUUAGCUUUGAUGGAGGGAUUAUGUCAUGUGGUCUAAAUGCUGUUUCAGAGGCCUUUCCACCCCAGCAGGAAAACAAAUAUAUAUAUCUCCUGGGGGAAACACUGGACUGAAAUGUUUAUGGAUCUGUCACUUGCUGUCUUACAGAAUAAUGAAUAAGUGAGAAACUGACCAUUAUAGACUAAAAGAACCCAUGAAAUUCCACUGUAACAUCACACGUUUCUACUCGUCAGUAACUCCUGGACAUUUUUUAGUAUUCGUGCUGUAGUCGUCUCACCCCAUGUGCCCGGUCUGACUGCGAUGCCUGAGGACACAAGUCAACUGCAAGCUGCCUUGACUUCAACAUGGUACUGUCAGUGUUGGCUCUUUGUUUUUUUAUUCCGCUCCUUUACCACCAUACCACUACUCUACUUUAAUGUCUAAGCCUCCUCACCAAUUUUGUAGACAAACUUUUGCUUUCCUUUGUAAAUAUGUUUUCUUUUUCCUAUUUGUUUCUCUCUCUCUCUAGCCUUGGUGCAAUUUUUGUUGCAAUAAAAUACAAAGCAGUUGUGCUACUUGAAAUACA